Myxocyprinus asiaticus (Chinese sucker) is the source of this 1603-nucleotide messenger RNA. It is a transcript of the gene minpp1a, whose product is annotated as multiple inositol-polyphosphate phosphatase 1a. Bases 117 to 1490 code for a protein of 457 amino acids. Lineage: Eukaryota; Metazoa; Chordata; Actinopteri; Cypriniformes; Catostomidae. Gene Ontology annotation, molecular function: acid phosphatase activity; inositol phosphate phosphatase activity. The record is from RefSeq and is a predicted model, not a curated record. The transcript is spliced from 5 exons.
AAAUCCGCAUACACCCUGCCUCUGAAGUCUGGGGAAAUGAGUCACGUUCAGUUGAGCAAAAACAGAUGACGGAGAGAAAGCGCCGAGCAACGCACGGCAAAACAAGAGGCUGAGAAAUGGUCAAACAAGUGGUAACAACAAUAUGUUUUAUUCUUUUUCAUUGUAUUAUCAGUUACUGGGCGUUUUUGUCCUCUUGCAGUGUCCACUCAUCCGCAAAAACGAUACCAGCAAUUGCCAGGUAUUUUGGCACCAAAGGUCGGUAUGAGGAGGUUAACCCGUACCUAAUCGAUGACAUUCUCGCCAUAAACAAUUCCCUUGUGACGCUCCCUUCCUUGAAAUGCAACGCAAUUCAUUUGACAGCUGUAAUCCGACAUGGGACGAGGUUCCCGACCACUAAAAACAUACAAAAGAUGCGGGAAUUCUAUAACCUCGUCGUGCGUGAUGCGUCCGGCAACUUGAACUGCUUGUGGGAGAUAAAGUCAAAUUGGAAGAUGUGGUACAGGGAUGAAAUGGACGGGCGACUGGUGGACAAGGGCCGUGAAGAUCACAAACACUUGGCGCAGAGAUUAAUCAGGUGGUUCCCAUCUCUGCUGACAAAGGAUAAUUUGCGUCACGGACGCGUAAAACUGAUAACCAGUUCCAAGCACAGGUGUGUGAACAGUACCAUCGCUUUCAGAGCGGGACUAAUGGAAGGACUGAAAACACAAGUUGAGUUGGAGCAUGCUGUGAAUGACACAUUGAUGCGUUACUUCGACCAGUGUGAGAGGUUUGUGAAAGAAGUGGAGAAAAACAAGAGUGCCUUGGAGGAAGUGAAAUGCUUUAUCGAAGGCCCUGAGAUGAAAAGAACAAUGGAGAAAAUGGCUGACAGACUGGAGGUCCCUUAUGCCAGCAUCACAGAUAAUUCAGUGGAGGCAGCAUUCUACCUGUGUGCAUAUGAGUUUACUAUCAAUGGGUUGAACUCACCCUGGUGCCAGUUGUUCGACGAGGUAGACGCACAGGUGAUGGAGUAUGCUGGUGACCUGAAACAAUACUGGAAACGAAGCUACGGUCAUGAAAUCAACAGCAAGUCCAGCUGCAUCCUCUUCCACGAUCUAUUCCAUCGCCUUGACCGAGUUGUAGCCCAGAUCAAAUCGAAUGGUGUAGUAUCAGAGGUUGUAACAGUGCAGGUUGGCCAUGCUGAGACGCUUAUACCCCUCCUCACCCUGUUGGAACUGUUUAAGGAUGACAUCCCUCUCAACUCUACUAACUUUGCCACCCAACAGAACAGAAUUUUCCGGAGUGGGCACAUUGUGCCGUACGCUGCCAACCUGCUGGUUGUGCUGUAUCAAUGCCCGGAUGGGAUUAGAAUGGGGAUGCGACUUAAUGAGAAACCUUUGACCCUUCCUGGACUCAGUGAUCCUGUUCCCUUGUAUGAGGAUGUGAAGAUGCACUAUAGCGCUUUGUUAGGGGGUUGUGACCAAGAGACUGUGUGUAAAAUAAACAACUCAUAAUACAGAACCACGUAACACACAGAGACCAAAAGCUGGCAUACAAUUUUAUGGCACCAAAAAUGUUUUUCAAACAAAUUUGUUGAAGAACAGUAUAUUAAAAAAAUUGAAAUACA